UUUCGUGAACCUAGCCCUCGGCUCUGCAGAUCGAGCAUCACUGGAACAGUGACAGCUGGUGAGAUGGCAGCCAGUACCAAUCCGCAAAUGAUUGAUAUUGAAACAGGCCAUCCGAAGAUGAACGUCGCAGCGACCGCUAUAGAACAAGUUUCCACAGCCGUGGUCAGAAUGCCAAGAGCACAAGUCACACCCUUGAAAAAUUUAAGAUGUGUGCGUUAG
Haemonchus placei is the source of this 219-nucleotide messenger RNA. The record is from the annotation of a GenBank genome assembly. NCBI's taxonomy places the organism in Eukaryota, Metazoa, Nematoda, Chromadorea, Rhabditida, Trichostrongylidae.